AUUUACUGUAGAGAGCAGGCUUCCCAGCCUAACCUCAUUUCCAAUGCUGCUCAAUACAAACAGAAACAAUCGCAUUUAACUUGAAAGAAUUUAUUAAAAUGCUUUUCAAAAAGAGCAUAAACCCGUCAGUUUUUACGGCCAUUCAAAGUGUGGAUAUGGAGACAUUGGCAAACUGUUCUGAAACGGACAUUCGACCAGUUUUACCUUGUCUAGUUCGAAUGGGACUCAUAUCUGCCUUGGAUUUCUCCAAAAAGUGCACUGAUAUGAAAGUGAAUAUUCUUACCAUUGUCAGCGGCAUGGAGCUGGUAAAUUCUAUCGUAGCCCUGCUUAGUAUAGACUUUCACAAGCUGGAAACUGAUGUGAAGAAAGAACAGCAGCUCCGAUUAAAGGGCAACACCGUUCAAAAUGAUUCGCUUUUAAUAGGGAAUUUAUCAAAUACUAGCAUGGCUUUGGAGUAUGAACGAAGCGACAUGACUAGGAGGCUAUCAAUUUUAUUAGGAGAACUCCUAUACAUUCAGUCUCAGAUCCAGGAAAACACUGAAAUCGUCGAACCAGAGUCUUAUAUUAAAUCCUCAGAUCUAUUUGACAACGAUAUAUUUGCCGAAGAGUUGUCAGACAUCAUCUGCAUAGCUUUAGCAGAGCUGCCGACAACGUUAACAAUUAUUUCAAUCGUUGAGACUCUUCUACACAUUCACAAUGGGCCUGAAAUUGUUUGUCGAGUGGUUGCCAACUUUCCUGAUAGUUUUCGAGAAGUAUGUACGUACUUAAUCCAAACCGGUGAAAAACAAGAAGAGACUAUAUCAAGCACAAUCAGGUCCACUACAAUAAGACUGUUGUGCCGCAUGAAUCCAUCCCAAGCCCUAACAGUACGAUCUAAAUGCGUAGAAUUAUGCAGAAUGCCCGCUUUGGCUAUUUUACUGUCACUCGGUGAACUCCAAGGAGAUAACGAGGGGGAUAUGGUGGCCUUUGUUAGUGGAUUACUAUUGGGAAAUGACCAGACUAUAAGAAACUGGAUUGCUCUGUUCUUCCGUACAGGGCAGAAGAGGAAAGGCGAAGCAUCCAGUAAUGCUCUACAACAAUUAAGAGAGGAAUUGCUUAAAAGAUUGCAGAAAAUAAUCGAUUUGUCUCCUGAAGGCCAAAUACCCGACACUUUGGUUGUGCAAGCUUCCGCCCUAUUGCGACUAUAUUGCGCUCUUAGAGGAAUAGCCGCGAUAAAAUUUCAGGACGAAGAGGUUAAUCUUAUCGUACAGCUUCUAACGUCGCACCCCAAUCCCACCCCGGCAGGAGUAAGAUUUGUUUCCAUCGGCCUGUGUAUGCUUAUUGCUUGCCCGUCUUUAAUCUCACAGCAGGAUCAUGAAAGGCGCAGUAUAGAAUGGGUUCAAUGGCUAGUUAGAGAGGAAGCGUAUUUUGAAUCGGCUAGCGGCGUGACAGCGUCUUUUGGCGAGAUGCUGCUGCUGAUGGCCAUUCACUUCCACAGUCAACAGCUUAGCGCUAUUUGCGAGUUGACUUGUGCUACUUUAGGGAUGAAAAUCGCUAUUCGGCACAACAACAUGAAUCGCAUGAAACAGGUUUUCACUCAGGAGAUUUUCACCGAACAAGUGGUUACUGCACAUGCAGUUAAAGUACCAGUGACUCGAGGAUUAAGCGCCACCAUGACUGGAUUUCUGCCAAUCCAUUGCAUCCAUCAGCUUCUAAAGUCGCGAGCAUUCGCAAAGCACAAUGUUAACAUAAAAAAUUGGAUCUACAAACAGAUCUGCACUAGCGUGAGUCCAUUGCAUCCGGUAUUACCAAUGCUUGUUGAGGUUUAUGUGAACAGUAUCAUGCUUCCGAAUUCCAAGACUACCGAACACACCAAUAAACCGUUAACUGAAAAUGAAAUUCGACGGGUAUUCCAAAGUUCGGUAUUUGGACAGUAUUUCGAUAACAGGCAGUCGAUUUUUACCAUGGAUUUCGACUUGAACGCAGAGGAUCAAGAUGUUGUCGUGGAUAACACCAGUUUAACUCCCCAGUUGCUUCUGUUGUAUUAUUUGCUGCUGUAUGAGGAUUGUAGGUUGAAUAACGCCCAAGCUCUGGUAUCAAGUGGCCGGAAAAUUAAGCAGUAUACUUCUGAAUUUAUGUCUGAGCUUCCCAUUAAGUAUUUGUUACAUCACGCCCAAAAAGACCAGAGCUCAUAUUCAGGUCUGUUCGGGCCCCUUUUGAAGCUGCUGGCCACCCAUUUUCCGCAUCUGACUCUAGUGGAAGAUUGGCUGGAUGAUAUGUCGAUUCGCGUGGAGAAAAAGCCCGUCCACAUUGACGAAUACAUGGUAGUUUCGGCGUUUAAUGAAAUUGAAACCAACCCAUACAAAUGUGCAAAACUCCUGCAGUUCAUGCUGAAAGUGGAAGCUAUAGAUAUCUGGCCGUUUGCCGAAAGUUUUGCUCAAUUUGCCAAGAAUGUUCUUGGUAGCAACAUUCCCCGGUACCUUCAAGAUCUAUACAAGGAUGUGUGGCUUCGACUGAACACAGUGUUACCGCGCCGUCUGUGGGUUCUCACCGUAAAGAAUCUAGUAGAGGAUUUCAGUCUAGUAACGAAAAUUGAUGUGGCAGAAGAUCCUUUACAGAUUAUGCGAUGUGAUGAUCGAGUGUUUCGAUGCGCUCCAAUUUACGCGAUCGUUUUACGGGUUCUCAGAGCCAGUCUUGCUUCUUCGCGCAGCCAAUUAACUCAGCAUCUACAAGCGAAUCCACGUGUCGAUGCUCAUGGACAGAUCAUGAAUGAACCGGAUAGAGAAGAAAUUUGUCGCGCUACGAUAGCAGCACAGGAAAGCGCAGCUGUUCAAAUGCUCCUGGAAACUUUAGUUGAAAAAGAAGAGGAUGUAACUGUGCCAGGUCGGCGUUGGGCUUUACAAGAAGUGAGAUCGCUGGUCUGCUGUUAUCUUCAUCAAGUUUUUAUCGCAGACACAACGUUGUGUAAACUCGUACAUUUUCAGGGUUAUCCGAGUGAACUGUUGGAAGUAGUCGUCAAAGGAGUCCCUUCAAUGCACAUUUGCUUGGACUUUCUACAGGAAUUAAUGCAGCAGCCCAGCCUUAAUAAGCAAAUAUUCGCUAUCCAGCUGCUAUCGCGUUUGAGCAUUCAGUAUGCUCUGCCCAAAAGCCUAAAUUUGUGUGUAACCGCUUUAAACUUGCUGUACGCUUUGUUGGGAGGGAUUUCCAGCUCACAGCGUGUAAAACUGUUUAAACCAGUUCUGCCAGCUUUGGUAAACAUCAGUGAAGCCUUCCCGCCGUUGACCAAUGAUAUUAUUAACUUGCUGAUGCAGCUGGCUAAGAUAUGUGAAAGUCAAGCUUCUUUGGCAAGUCAUUUCGAUAGUCAAAGAGGAACAGGACUGGAAAUAUCGGCCGAGGAGAGUGCAGAAUUGUGCGAUUUGACCAAGAAGACAUUUGCAGACAUUUUAGAUAGAAGUGUGCUUCGAGGAACGGUGUAUAGACAAGAGUAGGAUUGUGUACCUAUCAGGUAGAUUUUUUAAAUGUUAAAAUACAAAGUUUUGCAUA
This is a messenger RNA of Dendroctonus ponderosae (mountain pine beetle), 3522 nucleotides long. It is a transcript of the gene IntS2, whose product is annotated as integrator complex subunit 2. NCBI's taxonomy places the organism in Eukaryota, Metazoa, Arthropoda, Insecta, Coleoptera, Curculionidae. The coding region runs from base 99 to 3467 and encodes 1122 amino acids. The record is from RefSeq and is a predicted model, not a curated record. Gene Ontology annotation, biological process: snRNA 3'-end processing. The transcript has 15 exons. Gene Ontology annotation, cellular component: integrator complex.